CACGACAACUCUGACAUAUUUAUUUUUCAAGAUGUCAAGCAAGCCUUCUAUUGAUGCUAGGCAAGAAUUAGCCGAAUUAGUAAAAAGAAAAGCUGAAAUAGGGGAAACCCUAGCAAAUUUGGAAAAACAGAUAUAUGCUUUCGAAGGAUCGUAUCUGGAGGACACGCAGUUAUAUGGAAACAUUAUUAGAGGUUGGGACAGGUAUCUGUCAACAAACAAAACAACAAAUUCUAAGGCAGACAAAAGAAAUAGAAAAUUCAAAGAAGCAGAGAGAUUAUUCUCAAAAUCUUCUAUUACUUCAAUGGCAGCUGUCAGUGGAUUAGUGGACCAAAAUACCGAUAAAAGUAAGAAUUCAUAUGAUGUAGAGAGUAACAACACUUAUGCAUACAGUAUGGAUAGACAAAGCGAAUCAGAAUCGUUAACAAACGAAGAUUCCAGUGACACCAACAUGGCCGUCGUAACCAACCACAUAGAUUCUGGUAUCAAAACGACUGGUAAACAAACCACAAAUGCAACCUUUUCUGCCUCAAAUGGAACUCCGAACGGAAUAGAUCAAGGAAGCCCAUUGCCUGAUGUAUCAGCCAAGCAGAAGAACUUUGUAUCCAGUGCAAAAAAGAAUAAUAACAAAAAAUCCCGACACAGAUAACAAAAUAAAAAACAAAAGCCUGCCGGUAUAGAAUCGAGCGAGAAGACUUUACCAGAAAAAUGAUAUAUUUGUUUUUCAAAAAAGUGAUUCUUAAAAGUUGUUGCCAAGUAACGCUAUAAUGUGUUGGUUCUGUAAAUUUAUGAAUUUGAAAAAUAAAAUAAAGAACCCUCACGCUAUUCUGUCAAAAAACUAUUUGCACUACAAAAUACAAAUUAAACUGACUGGAAUUAGCUAUUUUUGUAUUAAGAGCACAACAUUUCUGAUUAUCGUUGCCGAGAGUAUUCUCAGGUCGAUGUUUGACCAAAACAAACAAAAUUAAUUUCAAUAAUAGCUCUUGUAGUUCUACUUCUUAUUUAAAACUAUAAAAAAUUGUUAAAAAUAUGAGUAUGAUAGAUACGAAGCCAAGUGAAUAAUAAUUGGGCGCCGUUCUAUAAAAAGUACAAAAGAAAUCUACAUUGGGCACCUAUUAUGUAUCCUGGAUAUUUCGUAUUUGCUGGUUAUUUAAAUAAACUGGUAAACAGGUACCCUUACACAUUUAUUUUUGUUGAUUAAUUAUACUAUUUUUCAACCAUGUCUAAGUUUGUUUUAGAGGGUUUAUAGAAUGUCUUUACAACAGUGCAGCCUUAUUGGCUCUCUAAACUAAUGGGAUUUGAGUGUUACUUCAUAUUAAAUAACAGUUUCGCAUCUAACAUACUCAUUAAAGAUUUUAUUAAAAAAAAGUAGUUUUAUAUAUGUGUCACCAGAACAAAGCAACAACUUAAGCACGAUCUGUCAGAUUUUUAAAAGCUUCUCACAAAACCGUAAUAUUACGGUCAUCGUCAUGCGCAGUAAAUAAAAACCGUUCGACUUUGGGCUUUAUUGAUA
Psylliodes chrysocephalus is the source of this 1510-nucleotide messenger RNA. NCBI's taxonomy places the organism in Eukaryota, Metazoa, Arthropoda, Insecta, Coleoptera, Chrysomelidae. The record is from the annotation of a GenBank genome assembly.